Molecule: messenger RNA, 1458 nt
Organism: Trichosporon asahii var. asahii CBS 2479
Lineage: Eukaryota; Fungi; Basidiomycota; Tremellomycetes; Trichosporonales; Trichosporonaceae
Product: serine-type endopeptidase
Exons: 3
Coding region: 1-1458 (485 amino acids)
Biological process (GO): proteolysis
Molecular function (GO): serine-type endopeptidase activity
Source: RefSeq, a predicted model, not a curated record
AUGCGUCUCGCUGUCUUGUUCUCGUUGCUCCCGGCCAUCCUCGCCACCCCCAUCUCGCAGCUCGCGCCCCUCAGCUCGAACGGCAACAUCAUCGAUGACCAGUACAUCGUUGUCUUCAAGAAGGGUGUCGACCCCGCCAAUAUUGCCCUUCACCUCGACUCGAUCGCCGAGUCCACCCUCGCUAGCCCCCUUCAGGGCGAGGAGGCCGGUGUUACCAACGUCUUCACCCCCCAGGGUAUCGACUAUGCUGGUUACGCCGGUCGCUUCUCGAAGGAGACCCUCGAGCUGAUCCGCUCGUCGCCUGAUGUCGCUUACGUCGACCACGACCAGAUCAUGACCACCACUGAGGUCCCCCAGGGUGUCGACGACGCCUUCUCUGGCGAUGACGAGCUCAAGACUGAGAUCGGUGCCCCUUGGGGUCUCGCCCGUAUCUCGCACCGCAAGGAGCUCCGUCUCGGCACCUUCAACAAGUACACCUACGACGGAUCCGGAGGUGAGGGUGUCACUGCCUACGUGAUCGACACUGGAAUCAACAUCAACCACGUUGAGUUCCAGGGCCGCGCCCGCUGGGGUAAGACCAUCCCCCGCAACGACGUCGACAAGGAUGGCAACGGACACGGCACUCACUGCGCUGGUACCGUCGGCUCGCGCAAGUACGGUGUCGCCAAGGGCGCCAACCUCGUCGCCGUCAAGGUUCUCGGCUCCAAUGGAUCCGGAACCAUGUCCGACGUCAUUGACGGUGUCCUCUGGGCUGCCCAGGACGCUGCCAAGACCGCUGCCGCGGCUGCGCGUGAGCUCGCCCUGACCGGCAAGACCAAGCACAAGGGAUCCGUCGCCAACAUGUCGCUCGGAGGUGGCAAGGCCCCUUCGCUUGACGAGGCCGUCGACGCUGCUGUCGAGCACGGCCUCCACUUCGCCGUCGCUGCUGGCAACGACGACGCUGACGCGUGCAAGUACUCGCCCGCUGCUGCCAAGGGCGCCAUCACUGUCGGUGCUUCCACUAUCGGUGACGACCGUGCCUACUUCUCUAACUGGGGCAAGUGUGUUGAUGUCUUUGCUCCUGGCCUCAACAUUCUCUCCACCUGGAACACUGGCCCCGAGUCGACCAACACCAUCUCUGGUACCUCGAUGGCGUCGCCCCACAUCUGUGGUCUCCUCGCCUACCUGCUCUCGAUCGAGGGUCACCCCACGUUCACGAUCAACUCUGACUCUGUCGAGCUCGUCGAGCAGGAGCCCUCGAUUUACUCGCAGGCUUACGAGCUUGUGCCCAGCUGGAUGAAGCUUGUCCUCCCCAAGCCCGACGAGACGGUCGAGCUCCAGCGUGUCGGCGACAAGAAGAUCACGACUGCCCAGCUCAAGAAGGCCCUCCUCGCGCUCGCCACCCCCGGCCAGCUCAAGGACGUCGGCAAGGGCUCGCCCAACCUCCUCGCCUACAACAACGCGACCUCGACCAAGUAA